UUGAGAGUUCAAGCUGACUCUGUUUUAGCGGUGGCCGGUCGACUACCGGGACGUUGCCUGCCAGGCGACUUCGACUGUGGAUUCGGCCGCUGCGUACCAGUCACUUCAUUCCAUGAUGGUAAACCGGACUGCUACGACGGCAGUGACGAAUGGUGCUUUUUCGGUCAAGUCAAAUGCGGCGCGUAUUGCGUUGAUGUGUCACAGGCGUUCAGCUGCUUGUUCUCAUCCAGAUGUGACGACUCUAGCCGUCAACCACCGUGGUGUUCCGUAUCGAGUGAGCAUUCCAUUGAACUCGUUCAUGCUGUGAGCAGGACCGCUUACAGCAGUCUUAGGGUGUAA
Molecule: messenger RNA, 339 nt
Organism: Cooperia oncophora
Lineage: Eukaryota; Metazoa; Nematoda; Chromadorea; Rhabditida; Trichostrongylidae
Source: the annotation of a GenBank genome assembly